AUGCGGCUGUCUUUGACUCAAACCUGCUCCUGGGCACUCCUGCUGCCACUAUUGUCAAGCAUGCUUCUGUGGAAGAAUGUGGCCUCUCUGCCCAUGUGUGAAGUAAUAAAUGGGCAUUGCCAGCUGACUCUUGAGUACUUGCUUAAUCAGGCACGUGGCGUAUCUGAAGAUAUCAACCGCCUCACCUUGGAAAUGUUCAAUGAGUUUGACAAAGAAUAUUACUCAGAUCCCAAGGUCAACAAAAUCCCCCUGCACCUGCUGUGCCACAAUUACUCCUUCCCUUCUCCAGAUAACACAACAGAAGGCCAAGAGAUUCAGCCUGAGGUUCUUCUGAAAGUGACCAUAGGCAUGCUGGUUGGCUGGAACAAUACGCUGGAGCAUGUAAUAAUAGAUCUUGCUGAUCUGGAGUCAGUCCCUGGUGUUGGUGCUUUCAUAUCUAAAAUCAGAAAGAUAAUUGAAAAUUCCACAAAACUCACAAAACUCCUAGAGGAUGUUAAGUCAUUACUUAAUCUGGUUCGCCUUGAAUUUGAGGAAGAUGAGGACUACCCUGCCUCAGCUGGAUUGCCAUCUUCACAUCUGUUAAAAGAGUCCUCUCGCCUUCGUUUCUAUCAUAUCCUCCUUGGCUGCCUGAAGUACAAUGCAGAAAAGAUUGACACUCAUGUCAAGAUCCUGAGAUGUCAAAUGGUCCCCAGAAAAUGUUAA
This is a messenger RNA of Peromyscus maniculatus bairdii (prairie deer mouse), 702 nucleotides long. RefSeq names its product prolactin-5A1-like. Gene Ontology annotation, molecular function: hormone activity; prolactin receptor binding. Lineage: Eukaryota; Metazoa; Chordata; Mammalia; Rodentia; Cricetidae. The record is from RefSeq and is a predicted model, not a curated record. Gene Ontology annotation, biological process: response to nutrient levels; positive regulation of cell population proliferation; mammary gland development. Gene Ontology annotation, cellular component: extracellular region.